This is a messenger RNA of Perkinsus marinus ATCC 50983, 534 nucleotides long. RefSeq lists its product as hypothetical. Lineage: Eukaryota; Perkinsozoa; Perkinsida; Perkinsidae. The annotation marks the transcript as partial. The transcript has a single exon. The record is from RefSeq and is a predicted model, not a curated record.
AUGCUCGGUGGGGACUCCAGCAAGUACUUCCGGCGCCCCUUCGGGCUCUCCAUUGCUCCGAAGUGCCUCUCUGUGGUGCUCAGUCGCAUUCUGUCCAAUGCCGGGUUAGAUGGAUGCUUGGACAAGUACCUGGAUGACCUCAUCCUUCCCGUUUCCCAUGUGGAGCCUGUGAAGCGUGCCCCGCUGUCUGAUGGGUUUGACACCAAGCCUGCGGAGCAUUUGACGCGUUCCCGCGUCUUGGGCCUUGAGUGUGCGGCCACCGGCCACUGGCGUCGUCGUGGCUCUGUGCCUCGAUUGGAAUCUUACACGCGCCAAGGUGUACACCGUUGGGCCGGUCGUUUUGUUGCUCACUAUCCCACUGUUAGUUGGGCUAGACCCGCUUUUUCUGCCCUCAAACGUUUGGCGUGUGUUGCCCAUGACGGACACUCGGCCACUUGGGAUGAACCUCUCGAUGAUCAUGCCCGCCGGGAUUGCGAUCUCCUCCAGGCUGACACCGACUCUCGUGGUGACUCGGCCAUGAUGGCCGAGCCAUCG